Gallus gallus (chicken) is the source of this 6721-nucleotide messenger RNA. It is a transcript of the gene SLC11A2, whose product is annotated as solute carrier family 11 (proton-coupled divalent metal ion transporters), member 2. Lineage: Eukaryota; Metazoa; Chordata; Aves; Galliformes; Phasianidae. The transcript has 17 exons. The record is from RefSeq and is a predicted model, not a curated record. Bases 151 to 1845 code for a protein of 564 amino acids. Gene Ontology annotation, molecular function: manganese ion transmembrane transporter activity; iron ion transmembrane transporter activity; cadmium ion transmembrane transporter activity. Gene Ontology annotation, biological process: metal ion transport. Gene Ontology annotation, cellular component: plasma membrane.
GAAGUGCUCCGAGCGCUGCCGAACGCAGUCGGGCCGGCGCGGAGUGGCGGCGGCGCUGGGAAUGCGGCGGAGGCGGCGUUGGGCGGGAGCGGGGGCGGCGCCAACGGAGCCCCUUUAGAGCCCCUCCCGGGCCCAGAGCAGCGCUCAGCCAUGGGGCCGCCCUACAGCGACCUCAGAGAGUCCGACGAGGACCGCCCCGCGGAGGCCGUCGGCUCCGUGUCGGGCAGUCGGAACGCGCUGCAGCCGCUGCCGGGGGAGGACGACGAGGAGCCGUUCACCACUUAUUUCGACAGCAAAAUCCCCAUCCCCGACGAUGAGACGCAUUCGUGCUUCAGCUUCCGAAAGCUGUGGGCCUUCACCGGGCCGGGCUUCCUGAUGAGCAUCGCCUAUUUGGACCCCGGGAACAUCGAGUCCGACCUGCAGUCCGGAGCCGUGGCGGGGUUCAAGCUGCUGUGGGUGCUGCUGUUGGCCACGGUGAUCGGGCUGCUGCUGCAGCGCCUGGCGGCGCGGCUCGGCGUGGUGACGGGGCUGCACCUGGCCGAGGUGUGCCACCGCCAGUACCGCACGGUGCCCCGGAUCAUCCUGUGGCUGAUGGUGGAGCUCGCCAUCAUCGGCUCCGACAUGCAGGAGGUCAUCGGCUCAGCCAUCGCCAUCAACCUGCUGUCGGUGGGGAAGAUCCCACUGUGGGGCGGAGUGCUCAUCACCAUCGCUGACACCUUCGUCUUCCUCUUCCUGGACAAAUAUGGUCUGCGGAAGCUGGAGGCGUUCUUCGGGUUCCUGAUCACCAUCAUGGCGCUGACCUUCGGAUACGAGUACGUGACGGUGAGGCCGGACCAGAAGCAGCUGCUGCGGGGGCUGUUCGUCCCCGAGUGCCGCGGCUGCGGCACCCCGCAGCUGGAGCAGGCGGUGGGCAUCGUGGGGGCCGUCAUCAUGCCGCACAAUAUGUACCUGCACUCCGCCCUGGUCAAGUCCCGCCAGGUGAACCGCUCCAACCCGCGGGAGGUGCGCGAUGCCAACAAAUACUUCUUUGCCGAGUCGUGCAUUGCGCUCUUCGUCUCCUUCAUCAUCAACGUCUUCGUCGUCUCCGUCUUCGCCGAGGCGUUCUACGGCAAAACCAACGCGGAUGUGCACGAGGUGUGCGCCAACGCCAGCAGUGCCCACGCAGCGCUGUUCCCGAGCGACAACGCCACGCUGGAGGUGGACAUCUACAAAGGGGGCGCAGUGCUGGGCUGUUACUUCGGCCCGGCUGCUCUCUACAUUUGGGCCAUUGGGAUCCUGGCGGCCGGGCAGAGCUCCACCAUGACCGGGACGUACUCAGGGCAGUUCGUCAUGGAGGGCUUCCUCAACCUGCGCUGGUCUCGCUUUGCCCGCGUGCUGCUGACGCGCUCCAUCGCCAUCACCCCCACCCUCUUCGUGGCCAUCUUCCAGGACGUGGAGCACCUGACGGGGAUGAACGACUUCCUCAACGUGCUCAUGAGCCUGCAGCUCCCAUUCGCCCUCAUCCCAGUGCUGACCUUCACCAGCCUGCCCAGCGUCAUGAACGACUUCGCCAAUGGGCUGUUCUGGAAGAUCGGCGGCGGUGCGGUCAUCCUCCUGGUGUGCAGCAUUAACAUGUACUUCGUGGUGGCCUACGUCAUGGCGCUGAACCACGUGGGACUCUACGUCGGCGCAGCCAUCCUCAGCGUCAUCUACCUGGCCUUCGUCGCGUACCUGACGUGGCUGUGUCUGAUCGCGCUCGGCGCCUCGGCGCUGUCCUGCGGCACCACGCACUGCUGGGCCUUCGGCGCGCGCCCGGAGCUCUUCCUCCUCAACAACGUCGGCGCGGAUGCGGCGGUGAUGCGGUGACGGUGGGAGAUGGAGGUGGGACGGCACCGCAACGGCACCGCAACGGCACCGCAACGGCACCGCCAUGGAACCGCAACGGCGUUGGGAUGGAACUGGGAUGGCAUUGGGAUGGCACCGAAAUGGGACCGGAAUAACACGGGGAUGGCACUGGGAUGGAACCACAAUGGCGUUGGGAUGGAACCACAACAGUGUUGGGAUGGAACUGGGAUGGAAACACAACGGUGUUGGGAUGGCAUUGGGAUGGCAUUGGGAUGGCACCGAAAUGGGACCGGAAUAACACAGGGGUGGCAUUGGGAUGGCACCACAAUGGUGUUGGGAUGGCAUUGGGAUGGCACCACAACAGUGUUGGAAUGGCAUUGGGAUGGCAUUGGGAUGGCACCGAAAUGGCGUUGGGAUGGAACUGGGAUGGAAACACAACGGUGUUGGGAUGGCACUGGGAUGGCAUUGGGAUGGCACCACAAUGGUGUUGGGAUGGCAUUGGGAUGGCACCACAACAGUGUUGGAAUGGCAUUGGGAUGGCAUUGGGAUGGCACCGAAAUGGCGUUGGGAUGGAACUGGGAUGGAAACACAACGGUGUUGGGAUGGCACUGGGAUGGCAUUGGGAUGGCACCACAAUGGUGUUGGGAUGGCAUUGGGAUGGAAACACAACGGUGUUGGGAUGGCACUGGGAUGGCAUUGGGAUGGCACCACAAUGGUGUUGGGAUGGAACUGGGAUGGAAACACAACGGUGUUGGGAUGGCAUUGGGAUGGCACCAAAAUGGGACCGGAAUAACACAGGGAUGGCACUGGGAUGGAAACACAAUGGCGUUGGGAUGGCAUUGGGAUGGCACCACAAUGGUGUUGGGAUGGCAUUGGGAUGGCACCAAAAUGGGACCAGAAUAACAUGGGGAUGGCAUUGGGAUGGCACCACAAUGGUGUUGGGAUGGCACCGGGAUGAUAUUGGGAUGGCACCAAAAUGGGACCGGAAUAACACAGGGGUGGCACUGGGAUGGCACCACAAUGGCGUUGGGAUGGCAUUGGGAUGGCACCGAAAUGGGACCAGAAUAACAUGGGGAUGGCACUGGGAUGGCACCACAAUGGUGUUGGGAUGGCACUGGGAUGGAAACACAACGGUGUUGGGAUGGCAUUGGGAUGGCACCGAAAUGGGACCGGAAUAACACAGGGAUGGCACUGGGAUGGAAACACAAUGGCGUUGGGAUGGAACUGGGAUGGCACCACAAUGGUGUUGGGAUGGAACUGGGAUGGAAACACAACGGUGUUGGGAUGGCAUUGGGAUGGCACCACAACAGUGUUGGGAUGGCAUUGGGAUGGCACCGAAAUGGCGUUGGGAUGGAACCACAACAGUGUUGGGAUGGCACUGGGAUGGCAUUGGGAUGACACCACAAUGGUGUUGGGAUGGAACUGGGAUGGAAACACAACGGUGUUGGGAUGGCAUUGGGAUGGCACCGAAAUGGGACCGGAAUAACACAGGGAUGGCACUGGGAUGGAAACACAAUGGCGUUGGGAUGGAACUGGGAUGGCACCGAAAUGGGACCGGAAUAACACAGGGGUGGCAUUGGGAUGGCACCACAAUGGUGUUGGGAUGGAACUGGGAUGGCAUUGGGAUGGCACCACAAUGGUGUUGGGAUGGAACUGGGAUGGCACCAAAAUGGGACCAGAAUAACAUGGGGAUGGCACUGGGAUGGCACCACAAUGGUGUUGGGAUGGCACCGGGAUGAUAUUGGGAUGGCACCAAAAUGGGACCGGAAUAACACAGGGGUGGCACUGGGAUGGCACCACAAUGGUGUUGGGAUGGCACUGGGAUGGAAACACAAUGGUGUUGGGAUGGCAUUGGGAUGGCACCAAAAUGGGACCAAAAUGGUGCCAGGAUAAGAAUGGCAUUGGGGUGGCACCGCAAUGGCACUGGGAUGGCACCAGUACCAAAAUGGGACCACAGGAGCGGUCCCACUGGGAUGGAAGUGGGGGGUACUGAGAUGGCACCCAAAUGGCACCCAAAUGGCAUCAGAGUCACACAGGGGUGGCACCAAAUGGUGCCAAAAUGGUGCCGGAAUAACACAGGGAUGGCACCGCACCAACAGCACAAUGGCACUGGGAUGGCACUGGGAUGGCACUGGGAUGGCAUUGGGUUGCCACGUCCCUCAUGUGUCCCCAGGGUGUCCCCAUCGCAUCCUCAGUGUGUCCACACUGUGUCCCUCAUGGGUCCCCAAUGUGUCCCCAAUAUGUCUCCAAUGUGUCCCCAGUAUGUGCCCUAUAUGUCCCCAAUGUGUCCCCAGUAUGUGCCCCAUAUGUCCCCAAUGUGUCCCCAUCGCAUCCUCAGUGUGUCCACACGGUGUCCCUCAUGGGUCCCCAAUGUGUCCCCAAUAUGUCCCCAACACUGUCCCCAGGGUGUCCCCAUCGCAUCCUCAAUGUGCCCACACUGUGUCCCUCAUGGGUUCCCAAUGUGUCCCCAAUGUGUCCCCAGUAUGUGCCCCAUAUGUCCCCAAUGUGUCCCCAUCACAUCCUCAGUGUGUCCACACUGUGUCUCUCAUGGGUCCCCAAUAUGUCCCCAGUUUGUCCUCAAUGAGUCCCCAAUAUGUGCCCCAUAUGUCCCCAGGGUGUCCCCAUCGCAUCCUCACGUGUCCACACGGUGUCCCUCAUGGGUCCCCAAUGUGUCCCCAGUGUUGUCCCCAAUGUGUCCCCAAUGUGUCCCCAUCACAUCCUCAAUGUGCCCACACUGUGUCCCUCAUGGGUUCCCAAUGUGUCCCCAAUGUGUCCCCAGUAUGUGCCCCAUAUGUCCCCAAUGUGUCCCCAUCGCAUCCUCAGUGUGUCCACACGGUGUCCCUCAUGGGUCCCCAAUGUGUCCCCAAUAUGUCCCCAGUGUGUCCCCAAUGUGUCCCCAGUAUGUGCCCCAUAUGUCCCCAAUGUGUCCCCAUCACAUCCUCAGUGUGUCCACACUGUGUCCCUCAUGGGUCCCCAAUGUGUCCACACUGUGUCCCCAAUAUGUGCCCCAUAUGUCCCCAAUGUGUCCCCAUCACAUCCUCAGUGUGUCCACACUGUGUCCCUCAUGGGUCCCCAAUGUGUCCCCAGUGUUGUCCCCAAUGUGUCCCCAAUGUGUCCCCAUCACAUCCUCAAUGUGCCCACACUGUGUCCCUCAUGGGUCCCCAAUAUGUCCCCAAUAUGUCCUCAAUGUGUCCCCAAUGUGUCCCCAGUAUGUGCCCCAUAUGUCCCCAAUGUGUCCCCAUCGCAUCCUCAGUGUGUCCACACGGUGUCCCUCAUGGGUCCCCAAUGUGUCCCCAGUGUUGUCCCCAAUGUGUCCCUAGUGUGUCCCCAGUAUGUGCCCCAUAUGUCCCCAAUGUGUCCAUGCUGUGUCCCUCAUGGGUCCCCAAUGUGUCCCCAGUGUGUCCUCAAUGUGUCCCCAAUAUGUGCCCCAUAUGUCCCCAAUGUGUCCCCAUCGCAUCCUCAGUGUGUCCACACUGUGUCCCUCAUGGGUCCCAAAUGUGUCCCCAAUAUGUCCCCAUGGUGUCCCCAUUGUGUCCUCUGUGUGUCCCCAACAUAUCCCCAAUGUGCCCUCGUUAUUUCCCCACUGUGUCCCCAAUGUGUUCCCAGUGUGUCCCCAGUGUGUCUCCAAUUGGUCCCCAAUGUGUCCCCAACAUUUCCCCAACAUCCCUCAAUGUGUCCCCCAUGUGUUCCUAAUGUGUCCCUAACCAUAUCCCCAAUGUGUCCCUAAUAUUACCUCUGUGUGUCCCCAAUAUGUCCCCAACCCCCCCCAAUGUGCCCCCGAUGUGUUCCUGAUGUGUCCCUGAUGGGUCCCCAAUAUGUCCCCAUGGUGUCCCCAUUGUGUCCUCUGUGUGUCCCCAACAUAUCCCCAACGUGUCCCCAAUGUGCCCUCAUUGUUUCCCCAAUAUGUCCCCAAUAUAUCCCCAAUGUGUCCCCACCAUUUCCCCAACACCCCCCCAAUGUGUCCCCAACAUUUCCUCUGUGUGUCCCCAACAUGUCCCCAAUAGGUCCCCAAUAUAUCCCCAAUAUGUCCCCAACACCCCCCCAAUGUGCCCCCCAUGUGUUCCUGAUGUGUCCCCAACAUAUCCCCAAUGUGCCCUCAUUGUGUCCCCAAUAUAUCCCCAAUGUGUCCCUGAUGGGUCCCCAAUAUGUCCCCAUGGUGUCCCCAUUGUGUCCUCUGUGUGUCCCCAACAUAUCCCCAAUGUGUCCCCAAUGUGCCCUCAUUGUUUCCCCCAUUGUGUCCCCAAUAUAUCCCCAAUGUGUCCCCAGCAUUUCCUCAAUGUGUCCCCAACAUUUCCUCUGUGUGUCCCCAAUGUGUCCCCAAUACAUCCUCAAUGUGCCCUCAUUCUUUCCCCAAAGUGUCCCCAAUAUAUCCCCAAUGUGUCCCCAGCAUUUCCUCAAUGUGUCCCCAACAUUUCCCCAACACCCCCCCAAUGUGUCCCCAACAUUUCCUCUGUGUGUCCCCAACAUGUCCCCAACCCCCCCCCAAUGUGCCCCCGAUGUGUUCCUGAUGUGUCCCUGAUGGGUCCCCAAUAUGUCCCCAUGGUGUCCCCAUUGUGUCCUCUGUGUGUCCCCAACAUAUCCCCAAUGUGUCCCCAAUGUGCCCUCAUUGUUUCCCCCAUUGUGUCCCCAACAUAUCCCCAAUGUGUCCCCAAUAUAUCCCCAAUGUGUCCCCACUGUUUCCCCCAUUGUGUCCCCAGUAUAUCCCCAAUGUGUCCCCAUUGUGUCCCCAAGGUGUCCCCAGUAUAUCCCCAAUGUGUCCCCAUGUGCUCAGCCCACGCAGUCGUUCUGUUCCCAAUUAAUUUGCCCCUCAUUUGGUUCAUUUCGUGCUCUGUUAAUUACCGUGCUGGGGUCGGUCACGCAGCGUUCGGUCUCUAAUUACAGAGCUGUGCUCGUUAAA